Corticium candelabrum is the source of this 1710-nucleotide messenger RNA. RefSeq lists its product as uncharacterized. Lineage: Eukaryota; Metazoa; Porifera; Homoscleromorpha; Homosclerophorida; Plakinidae. The coding region runs from base 39 to 1661 and encodes 540 amino acids. The transcript is spliced from 4 exons. The record is from RefSeq and is a predicted model, not a curated record.
AACCAGUCGCAGCUAUUAAGUUUUUUCUGUCUCUGUGUAUGAGUUCUGUAAUAGAAAGCGACAAAGAGCCAAUUAUACUAGCAGGCCCCAACGAUGAUGUUUUGCGAGACUUUAGAAGAACGUUAGCUGAUAUCGCUCCAGAGACUGUACAGAAAGGGAGAAAUCUGCGGAUGCUUGUAGGCAAGAAACUGUUUGAGGAAAGUUUGAAUUUAAGUCAUUGCAGAUGCUUCCUGGUGAUGCCACGUGCUAGUCGCACUCUUGUCUACAUAGAGGGUGACCGUUCUAGCAUGUAUCAAGUGCUCAAACACAUGUGCUUGACAAAUGACGACAAAUGGGACAUCGAACGCGUUUUGAUCAUAUUGUAUCGAAACGAAGAAGUUGCACAAAAAGAUGAUCUGUAUGAUUAUCAGAAGAUCGACUUAUUGUGGGAUCGUGGACUCCAAAAAAGACUCAAGCAGUUUGCCACAGAAGACCACCUGAUCAGCUUUAAAAGUGCACUUAACUCUAAACAGAAAAACGUCAUUCGCAAAUUUUUAGGAUACAAAAAGAUUUCAAGCAGAGAAUCGGAAUACACCGAUGAAACAAUAAAGCAAAAGUUGGUUACUACAAUCCGGUGGCUUGCAUCGUUGGUUUGUCACUGUAUUAUUUGGUUGACAACUAUCUUCGGAACUGCAAUCUGGUGGCUUGCAUCGUUAGUUUGUCACUGUAUUACUUGGUUGCUGACAACUAGCUUCGGAACAAUGGCUCACUGCUGUCACACUUGGUUGCUAGACACCAAUUGCAAGCUAGUGAAAAUGAUCUGUUUCUGUUUUACGUGGUUGCUGGCUACUAAGCUGGGUAAAAUUGUUCUUUCUUGGUCUACUCGGAUGCGGUUGCUUACAACUAGCUUUGGAACUACAAUCUGGUGGCUUGCAUUGUUGGUUUGUCACUGUUUUACUUGGUUGACAGCUAGCUUUGGAGCAAUGGCGCACUGCUGCCACACUUGGUUGAUAGACACCAACAAGCUAGUGAAAAUUAUCUGCUUCUGUUUUACGUUGUUGCUGGCUACUGAGCUGGGUAAAGAUGUUCUUUCUUGGUUUACUCUGAUGCGGUUGCUGACAAUUAGCUUCGGAACUACAAUCUGGUGGCUUGCAUCGUUUGUUUGUCACUGUAUUACUUGGUUGACAGCUAGCUUCGGAACAAUGGCUUACUGCUGCCACACUUGGUUGCUAGACACCAACAUGCUAGUGAAAAUGAUCUGCUUCUGUUUUAUGUUGUUGCUGGCUACUAAACUUUGCAAAGUUGUUCUUUCGUGGUUUACUCGGAUGCGGUUGCUGACAACUAGCUUCAGAACAAUGGCUCACUGCUGCCAGACUUGGUUGCUAGACACCAACAAGCUAGUGAAAAUGAUCUGCUUCUGUUUUACGUGGUUGCUGGCUACUAAGCUGGGUAAAGGUGUUCUUUCUUGGUCUACUCGGAUGCAGAAUUCUAUUUUAGGAGCAAUGGUCAGCUGCUUUUAUACUUGGUUGAAGAAUACUACGUUGGUGACACUAACCUGCAGAUAUUUUGCUUGGUUCCUGACAUUGACAAUAAUUGACUUGGUUGUACUACCUCCGUGUCUAUUUUUGUAUUUGCUGUUGUCAUGCCUGAAAAAGCUAGCUGGCUUAUUUAGGCAAAACUGAGACAAACUAAAGUUGUGAACACUUAAAGUUUCAUUAAUAUGUUUACUGU